Syzygium oleosum is the source of this 2077-nucleotide messenger RNA. RefSeq names its product coiled-coil domain-containing protein SCD2-like. Bases 249 to 1832 code for a protein of 527 amino acids. The record is from RefSeq and is a predicted model, not a curated record. Lineage: Eukaryota; Viridiplantae; Streptophyta; Magnoliopsida; Myrtales; Myrtaceae. Gene Ontology annotation, biological process: cytokinesis by cell plate formation. The transcript has 17 exons.
GCCCGAGUCCUGACUGAAAUGCCCAAGGAAACUCCGCUGGGAAGAUUGUCAAUGUUCUUACAGAACACGGAAUAUGACCAAGGACUCAGUAACAUCCUUUGAAUCAGUCCAAUGAAUUUAGUUUGCUACCUUGCGUUUUUACAGAGUCUUCUCUCCGAGAUAUACAUCAAUUUAAUGCAACGAGUCGGAAGUCAGAAGUCCUUAUUAUGAUUCUAUGAUCUAUCCCUCUGCUAAACGGAACCACUGGCAUGCAGAUGGAUCAGGAUCGCCCCUUUUACUCGAACUAUGCCCAUGGGAACAGCAAUGGAUCAUCGUUGCCGGGGAUGUCGCCGGCUUCCACUUUUAAUCGUCGUCCAAAUGUCCAGGCUGCCUCGCAAUUUUUGGCGGCUGCCAUGAUGAAGAGGGCUGCUGAUAGUACUGAAGAUGAAGAUCAUGAUGACUUUGAAUUUGGGUCUCCUUUUACUUCUUCUUAUUCCUUUCCCCAAAACAGCAACAGUAAUGUCUCGAAUGCUGUUGGGAGAUUACACUCGACUCCUGCUACCACAACCGAGCGGUCUCCUUCACCUGCGCAAGGUAGGAACUCCAAAAGGUACUCUCAGACCAUUCACUCCAAAUCGCCGGCUUCAACAGCUUUGGCGUCACCAAUCAAAACACUAGUUCCUGUACCUCCUAGCCAACCUCCUAAGAGAAAAGCAAGAGCAGAAAGAAUUCCUCUCAAUACCCGACAAGACACUGGGAACAAGCACGAAGUUUCUGCACUCCAUGAUGAACUUGAUAUGCUACAAGGAGAAAAUUACUCGCUAUGGGAGAAGCUUCAACAAUCUGAAGAGAGGUGCAGCAAAGCAGAGGCUAGAGCCAGGGAGCUUGAAAAACAGGUUGCCAAACUUGGACAAGGUCUAUCCCUUGAUGAUGAAUUUUCACGGAGAAGAGAAGAAAUCUUGCGUGAAAGAGAGAUUCUUCUAAAGAAUGAAAAAGAAAAGGAAAUAGAAGCUCUUCGUUUGAGAAUAGAGAACUUGACAAAAGAUAGAGAAGCAGCUAUUGCCCUACUUCAGGAGGCAAAUUCUGAAGUAAAUGAUCUACACACAAUAGUACAUAGAAUGGUUUUGACGCAGGAUGAGAAGGAGGAAGUUGUCUUGAAAAGAUGUUGGCUCGCUCGAUAUUGGGGUUUAGCUGUAGAACAUGGCAUUUGUACUGAUAUAGCACAAUCGAGACAUGAGUAUUGGUCAUCUCUAGCUCCGCUUCCAUUCGAAAUGGUCAUUUCUGCUGGAGUGAAGGCUAAGGAAGAGUCCUGGUGUGCAGGCGGCAACAAUCCAGAUAAAAGAAAACUCGUUAAGGAUACAAGUGAUUUAACGGUUGAAGGAUAUAUCGAGAGCAUGCUCUUGGUUGAAGCCGGGCUGAAGGAGUUAUCUUCUUUGAAGGUUGAAGAAGCCGUCAUUCUAGCAAUGGCUCAAAGCCGUUCCGAUUUGGUUAGGCAGUCCACCUCAGAUUUCAGAUUUCAUGGUGAUCUCAAAUUCAUCGAUACAUUUGAACUAAGCAACGAGGAGGCUGAAGAUAUUCUUUUCAAACAGGCUUGGUUGACAUACUUCUGGACAAGAGCUGUGGUGCACCAUAUUGAAGAAGACAUUGCCAGAGAAAGGCUUCAAUCUUUGAUCGGCUUGAGUGGGCAGACACCAAGUCCGCAUGAUGCCGUGGAAGUUGAGCGUGGUUUACGGGAGCUGCGGAAACUUGGAAUAGAACACCAACUUUGGGAAGCAUCUCGCAAACUCACUGACCACCACCCUCCUACAUCGGCAUCUGACGUCAAUGCUCUCCUCUAUGACCUUGAUCAGUGAGAGUUGCACCAUUCAUAUUCUCUUCAUUCCCGUACUAAGCUUACCCCAUAAUUUAUGCCCGUCUGCCGGAGCUACUCUCCACGUUCUCGUGCAUGAAGCUUGUUCUCAUCUUAUGCAUCAGGACAAACUGUCAGGUUGUUAUUGCGGUUGCUCGAUAGGUAAUAAAUAUUCGGAGAGUGGAUCAAGAACAUUGUAAUCUACGAGUUAUCAGUCAAUGAGAAACGAAACAACACGUAUUUUUGGUA